AAGUCCCUCCGAGAGCAGUCAAAUGCACAAGGAAAGUCGCGUAACGACAUUUAAAUGUUUACUUAAAAUAAUAUCUGGCAAAACAAUCUCUUAAUGUGUUCUAAAUUCUUAUUAUAUGUCGCUGUGACACUGAGGGAGUUGCGAGCGAGACUGUGCCAGUGAAAUGGCAUUAGUACUUACAUGAACGGGAUCUCUCGACAGCUGCGCUUCGUCGGUCAGUAAGCGUGCUUCAACGCUGUUCAAGCCGAAGGUUGACGAAAAUGAAUUUGUUUCUUUUCGGUACUCUGUUGUCCGUUCAUUGGAUUCUGACAUCAGCUCUUGAGAUAUUAGACUGGCCGCCUCUAAACUGUACACAAGAGGGUCUGAGAUGCAGCGCAAAUAUAAAUAAUUGCUUGGAAAAGGGCUGGUUAAAGCCCAGGCAGUACACCCCUACAGGUCCAAAGGACCUUAAGGUUCAAGUGAAGCUCAGAGAAGAUGAGAACAGGAACCUGGUGCCAGUGAUUGCGGUGAACUGGACUGCACAGGCUGAUGGAAGCAUUAAAUUCAUGAGCGGCACAGAGGUACACGUGUUGAAAAUGUCUUCCAACCAGUACCUUUGUGUUCAUUACAUUUUUCACAACAAAAUGCCUAUGAAGAAAUCGAUGGAUGAAUGGUGGUCAUUUUUUCUGGACAGAGUGGUGGUGGACCCUGGGCAGAAAUAUGUGGUCUCUGUCUAUAACCUGCCCAAACCAAAUAUAGGGCAUGACACUUACCAUGUUUCUGAAUCUAUCACCAUUCCAGGGUGUGAAGAUGCAAUGGUACAGAGAACCACAGGGUGUAUAAAGACUGGAUCUCAGUGGAAGUCCAACAUUAGCUUGGAGAGAUCCAAAGGACAAGAUGGUAAAGCAGCAAUCACUGUGGGCUUCAACACGGAUGAGUUCUCUGAGGACUACAGAGUUUCUGCCCGGUGCGACGGUGACAAAGAGUUCCUGCUCAUCUCCAAGCGGAAUCAGACUUCACUGAAAGUGACAUUCGCACUUGACAAAUGGCGACGAACAUGUUGCAUUUUUGAAGUGGAGGUCCAGCCAUUUUUUGAGCUGUGCCGCAAUGACUGCAUCCGACACAGCAGAAAAAAUAUUAACAUCUGUGAAACCAGAGCAACAGAACCACCCAGAAGGCCCACGGACACAACAAACCUCACAGUUGGCAUUAUUUGUGCUCUGGGAUUUUUGCUGGGUUGUGGUGUGGCUGGUUGUAUCUGUUUACAGUACAGAAGACGGCGAAAAGAUCCCAUUGUGGCAAAAAUAUCCCCACAAGAUCAAAAAGACCAACCAGACGAACCCCAUGGCCCGAGGAAAGUGCUCAUCAUCUACUCUCUGGACCAUCCUCUGCACAAAGACGUCGUGCUCAAGCUGUGUGCCUUCCUGCGGGCCAAGUGCGGCACCGACGUGGUCCUGGACCUGCUGGACACCGCGUGGCUGGGCACCCUGGGCCGCAUGCAGUGGCUGGACUGGCAGAAGCAGCAGAUCGAGAAAUCGUCCGACAAGAUCCUGAUCCUCUGCUCGCGGGGCGUGCGGGCCAAGUGGAGGGCCAUGUGCGGGGCCAGCAAGGUGACCCUGAAGGAGGACGCCCGCUCCCCCAUGGGGGACAUGCUCACCCCAGCCCUGAGCCUGAUCAUCCCGGACUUACUGCACGCAGCAGCAUUCGAAAAAUACAUGGUGGCUUACUUUGAUGACGUGAGUUGUGAGGAUGAUGUCCCUGCCCCGUUCAACAUCACCAUCAAGUACAAGCUGAUGAAGCACUUUGAGGAGCUCUACUUCCGAAUCAUUGACAAAGAAAAACAUGAACCAUGGAGAAUAAACCACGUUGAAGGCAUAGCUGAGGAUGAAUACUUCAAAUGUCCCUCGGGCAAAGCCCUGAGGGACGCUGUUGAAGCUUUCCACGCCUAUCAGUUGGAGAAUCAAGACUGGUUUGAAAAGGAGUGUGUGGACAGCGAAGAGGAAGUGGCAGAACCUGACUUGCAGCACCCUCUUCUUUCAGACACGUCCCGCAUCCCUGUUCUACAGUACGUGCCUGAGUGCAGGGAAGGACCCCCAGUCCUCGUCAGUGGGAUCGAAGUCAAUGACGACUCCAAGCAUGUUCAGUCAUUAAUCCCCCUUCUGAACAGCGGAGGGGAGAGGGUUUCCACCCAUGAAAUUCUUCCAGGGGUUCACCCGGAGCAGAGCCAGGUGCACUGCUUACAUCCAGAAGUGAGGGUCACCCCGGGUGCCCCAAAUGCUGCUGUCCAUCUCUCAGCAAUUCAAGGGCACCGGUGUGUCAAUACAGAACCUGUCCUGCAGUACUCGCCAGCCGAGAAGGGGAGCAGGCUGUGUCCGCUGGAGGAACCAGCAGGGGAGAGCUGCCCGGUGGAAGAUGAGGAGGAGCCCCACACCUCCUGCAGCCCACCUUCACUGGAAGCUCUUGAGCGCCUGAGGGCCCUCCAGCAAUCCCUGGUUCCUGUCAUUCAACCCGCCUCAGAGUGCGUGGAGGAUGAGUUCAUUCAGUACAACACGCAGGCGAAUACUGAAUGGGCGCAGAAGGUGGAGGUACGCCAGAAAAGAGAAUCCAGUGGAUCAGACCAGGGUUACAUCUCCAGGUCCUCCCUCCAGCAUGGCUCCACACUCGGAGAUGACUCCCAGGACCCACUGGUGGCUCUCUCUAGACUGCAGGAGGCAUGCUUCCUUAACAGCCUCAGACCCUCUGGCUGCUUUCCUAAUAAGCCAGGACCUGAACAUAAGGGGGAGUCGCUAUAG
Megalops cyprinoides (Indo-Pacific tarpon) is the source of this 2771-nucleotide messenger RNA. RefSeq names its product interleukin 17 receptor A1a (gene il17ra1a). Lineage: Eukaryota; Metazoa; Chordata; Actinopteri; Elopiformes; Megalopidae. Gene Ontology annotation, molecular function: interleukin-17 receptor activity. The record is from RefSeq and is a predicted model, not a curated record. The transcript is spliced from 12 exons. Bases 261 to 2771 code for a protein of 836 amino acids.